GUCGCGCGUCAGGCUACAGACGUUCGGACGGCGAGCCAAGGUGCUAACACUGUGGCCGCUCCUAGGAUCAUGUCGCUCCCGGAGAGACCGGGCGCGACGCCCUCGUACGAAGAACGGCACAGUUACCGACACUCGCAGCCACGACGCCAACACCGGCCCGCCGACCUCGAGGCCGGUGGGUAUGCUCCUGUCGGAGGCGGACAGUCACUGCAUCAACGUGGGCCAUCAGCAUCCUCUUUCGCCGAGACUAUUGCGUCCCCUAAUAAUCCGGAAAUAGAGAGAACUCCCCUAUCGCCAACCUCGCCACAUGCACAACCCGCGGAGUUGCCGUUCCAGCGGAAAAGGAGUCUCAUCCGGCCGGAACGGAAUAGGAUAGGCAAAGAUCAUCCCAAUUACCACUAUCGGAAGCAUGCCGCCAACAUGAACACUCUGCCGUCCUCGACGGGCAAUGACCCUAUCGCGGAGGACGUGGAAGGAGCCACAGACCUGUCUGGGUCGGGGUCUGGGUCGAGGAACGACGAGGUGCUCUCGGACGCUUCGCCGCCCAGGAAGAUCCGCUCGGCAAGGCACCGCAGUGGCACUGAGGAGGAAAAGGCGAACCGUGCCAGGCGGAGGGCGUCGAGCGGCGCCAAGCACGCGAAGAUCACCAAGGAGUCGAAGCGCCAGCGCGAGGUCGAGCAGAUACGGCCGCCGAGUCUGUGGAACAUCUACUGCGCGAUCGUGACUUUCUGGUGCCCAGGCUUCAUUCUCAAGUGCUUCGGGAUGCCAUCCAAGGCCCAGCAACGAGCAUGGAGGGAGAAGAUGGGUCUCAUCAGCAUCAUUCUGCUCAUCAUGGCCUUCGUCGGCUUUCUCACUUUCGGUUUUACGCAAACCGUCUGCGGCCAACCCCCGCUUCGGCUGCGUGUGAACGAGGUGACAAAUGGUUACAUGAUCUUCCAUGGAUCGGCAUACGACCUUUCGGGUUCCCAUCAUCCCCCCGCGGAGGGGAUCCCCCGACGCGCGGACGGCAGCGGAGCUAACGUCCUCUACGACCUCCCGGAGAAGCACGGCGGGCAGGACGGGAGCUUCCUGUUUCAGAACGUCAACGGCAAGUGCAAGGGACUUAUCAAGGCAGCUCCCGGUUCCGACGUGCCGACCGAUGCGAGCGGCAACCUGGCGUGGUACUUUCCCUGCAACACCUUCAACCAGGACGGAUCCACGAAACCGAACCUGACGAUUCCAUACUAUCUUGGAUAUGCGUGCCACACCACUGCCGCCGCCAGAGACGCGUUCUAUUUGGGUCUCAAGGGGGCCGCGGAUGUCUAUUUCACUUGGGAUGACAUCAAGAACAGUUCUCGCAACCUCGUCGUCUAUUCCGGCACCGUCCUCGAUCUUGACCUCCUGAACUGGUUCAAUGACUCGCAAGUUACCUAUCCCGACCGCUUCAAGGAGCUCCGCGACCGGAACUCGCCCGCGAACAAGGCGAUUCGCGGGCGCGACAUCACGCGGGCCUUCCAGUCCUCCAGCGAUAAGCAGAAUGCCGAAUGCUUCGAAGAGAUCAUCAAGGUUGGGACGGUCGACACGGAUACCGUGGGGUGCAUUGCCUCGCAGGUCGUGCUCUAUGUCUCACUCGUGCUGAUUCUCUCCGUUGUCCUGGCGAGAUUUGUGCUCGCCUUGGUUUUCCAGUGGUUCAUAAGCAAAACCUACGCUGCGGCCAAGACGUCGCAGACCUCCGACCCGCGGAAGCGCAACCGGCAGAUCGAGGACUGGACGGAGGACAUCUACCGCGCCCCGCCGAGGAUGCCGGGUGACAUUGGCAGCAGCGUCAACGGCUCCGAUCGGCACAGCAAGCGCAGCAGCACCUUCUUGCCCACGACCUCCCGCUUCUCGGCUGUCUACGGUGCCGACCGAUCAAGCCGCAGGUCCGGGCUCCCCACCACCAUGGCCAGCCAGAGUGCCGCCGGACAGCUCCUCAACCCCGGCGCGAUGUAUCGGCACGGUAACGACAGCCGGACAAGCUUUCUCAAGUCGGAUCCGUACGCAACGAGCAGCAGCCCCACCGAUGGCCCAGGGCCUGCGGGCUUCAUCCACGAGGCCGUGGUCCCCCAGCCGCCGUCGGACUGGAUGCCGUUCGGGUUCCCGCUGGCCCACGCCAUCUGCCUGGUGACAGCCUACUCGGAAGGCGAGCUCGGCAUCCGAACAACCCUCGACUCGAUCGCAAUGACGGAUUACCCGAACAGCCACAAGGUGAUCCUCGUCAUCUGCGACGGUAUCAUCAAGGGCAAGGGAGAAACCAUGUCGACGCCCGACAUCGUCCUGAGCAUGAUGAAGGAUCACAGCACGCCUCCCGAGGAUGUCGAGGCAUUCUCGUACGUGGCUGUUGCGAGCGGCUCCAAGCGCCACAACAUGGCCAAGAUCUACUCGGGCUUCUACGAUUAUGGUGCCAAGUCAGCCAUUCCGGUCGACAAGCAGCAGCGGGUCCCUAUGAUGGUCGUUGUGAAGUGCGGCACGCCGGAUGAGGCGGGCAAGGCGAAGCCCGGAAACCGUGGCAAGCGCGACAGCCAGAUCAUCUUGAUGUCCUUCCUCCAGAAGGUCAUGUUCGACGAGCGCAUGACGGAGCUCGAGUACGAGAUGUUCAACGGGCUGUGGAAGGUUACGGGAAUCUCGCCCGACUUCUACGAGGUCGUGCUCAUGGUAGAUGCCGACACCAAGGUGUUCCCUGACAGUCUGACGCACAUGAUCUCGGCCAUGGUCAAAGAUCCCGAGAUCAUGGGUCUCUGCGGCGAAACCAAGAUCGCGAACAAGCGAGCCAGCUGGGUUUCGGCCAUACAGGUCUUCGAGUACUUCAUCUCUCACCACCUCGCCAAGUCGUUCGAGUCGGUCUUCGGCGGUGUCACCUGUCUUCCCGGGUGUUUCUGCAUGUACCGCAUCAAGGCGCCCAAGGGCGCCCAGAACUACUGGGUCCCCAUCUUGGCCAACCCGGACGUGGUCGAGCACUACUCUGAGAACGUGGUCGACACGCUGCACAAGAAGAAUCUCUUGCUGCUGGGCGAGGAUCGCUACCUCUCGACCUUGAUGUUGCGUACCUUCCCCAAGCGCAAGCAGGUCUUCGUGCCUCAAGCCGUGUGCAAGACGACAGUCCCCGACGAGUUCAUGGUCCUGCUCUCCCAGCGCCGCCGGUGGAUCAACUCGACGAUCCACAACUUGAUGGAACUUGUCCUCGUCAAGGAUCUGUGUGGCACCUUCUGCUUCAGCAUGCAGUUCAUUGUUUUCGUCGAGCUUAUUGGCACGCUUGUUUUGCCUGCCGCCAUCGCGUUCACAUUCUAUGUUGUCAUCAUCUCCAUUAUCCACUCGCCGCCACAGAUCAUCCCGCUCGUCCUGCUCGCGCUGAUCCUCGGUCUUCCGGCUGUCCUGAUCGUGGUGACAGCGCACAGCUGGUCGUACGUGGUUUGGAUGUUAAUCUACCUGCUUUCGCUCCCCAUUUGGAACUUUGUGCUGCCGACCUACGCAUUCUGGAAGUUCGACGACUUCUCGUGGGGCGAGACGCGAAAGACGGCGGGCGACAAGACCAAGAAGGCGGGCAUCGAGUACGAGGGCGAGUUCGACAGCAGCAAGAUCACCAUGAAGCGGUGGGCCGAGUUCGAGCGCGACCGCCGCGUCCGCAACAACUACUGGGGCUCGACUGAGAACGUCGUUGGCGGCAGCCAGCCGCAUGGCCACGGGCCGUACGAUGGCUACUACUCGGACAUGUAAGCCGAAGCUUGUUUGGGAAAGCUCCUCUUCUUUGUCAGGCGACGUUUUCGAGACAUAGACCCCGUCAUGGCCAGCGUGACAGCUCCCAAUUUUUUUUUCUUGCUUUUGCAGCAACACGUCUUCUUUUGGGGUGAGAUGGGGUGCUUGGUUGGUGGUGCUUGCUUUUGGAGUCCGACUCGGUUUUGGGUGGAUCAGAGCGGUUUCCCGGCCUCCAUUCUCACUUGUCACCAUUUGUACUUGUCGUUUCUUUCCGUCCUGCACCCCUCA
Thermothielavioides terrestris NRRL 8126 is the source of this 3999-nucleotide messenger RNA. Its product is annotated as glycosyltransferase family 2 protein. The record is from RefSeq and is a predicted model, not a curated record. Gene Ontology annotation, molecular function: chitin synthase activity. Bases 70 to 3732 code for a protein of 1220 amino acids. The transcript has 2 exons. Gene Ontology annotation, cellular component: cell septum; cell periphery. Lineage: Eukaryota; Fungi; Ascomycota; Sordariomycetes; Sordariales; Chaetomiaceae.